CAAUCAUCGCCUUGGAAGCUUCAUCACGAUACUACUUUGAUUCUUCUUCCCUCUUCAGAAAUGCAAUGUGCAAAUUCAAUUCCAUGGUUUUGGAAGUCCCAUUGAGAACACGAUUCAUUUGAGCCGGCAUAAUGCUCUGACCGAGAAAGAAUUGAAGUACCACGCUGAGUAUUGUUAUCCCGAUAGUUCUUUCGUCUCAGUCCGUGUGUAUUCCCGGGCGAAUGUGCUCGUGUGGUCUCAGGAGUUGCGGAGGUCACGGCUCUGGGACAGCCGUUUCAUCGCCCUAUGCUGCAGAACCUGCCCCGGAAGAGAGAGCCCAGAGAAUUGCCAAAGCUGUCCGCAAACAGUCAAUAGAAGUGAAGGAAAAUUGGGAACAACUGAAAAUCCGUGCGAGCAACUGGCAGAAACAGGUGGAAAAGGCGUUGGAGAAACUUCAAGAACUGGAGAAACAGCUCGACUCUGCCAAAAGCUGGUGA
Messenger RNA from Stegostoma tigrinum, 476 nucleotides. Its product is annotated as utrophin-like. Gene Ontology annotation, biological process: synaptic signaling. The coding region runs from base 222 to 476 and encodes 84 amino acids. The transcript has 4 exons. The record is from RefSeq and is a predicted model, not a curated record. NCBI's taxonomy places the organism in Eukaryota, Metazoa, Chordata, Chondrichthyes, Orectolobiformes, Stegostomatidae. Gene Ontology annotation, cellular component: plasma membrane.